Messenger RNA from Parastagonospora nodorum SN15, 1758 nucleotides. RefSeq lists its product as hypothetical. Gene Ontology annotation, biological process: transmembrane transport. The transcript has 2 exons. The record is from RefSeq and is a predicted model, not a curated record. Gene Ontology annotation, cellular component: membrane. Gene Ontology annotation, molecular function: sulfate transmembrane transporter activity. The coding region runs from base 1 to 1758 and encodes 585 amino acids. NCBI's taxonomy places the organism in Eukaryota, Fungi, Ascomycota, Dothideomycetes, Pleosporales, Phaeosphaeriaceae.
AUGGGCACAUCGAAAGUAACAAUCUUGCCAGACAUGUCGACUGGCCCCACUUCUCUUAUGGGUCUCUUGACAGCUGAGAUUAUUCGCGAUGUCCAAAAAGAAGGCUACACGCCCCAAGCCAUCGCCUCCGCCGUCGCACUCUCGGUCGGUAUCUACGCCCUGGUCAUUGGUGCUCUAAAGUUGGGCUUUCUGCUCGAGUUCAUCUCCAUCCCUGUUCUCAGUGGUUUCAUCAGCGCAGCAGCCAUCGUCAUUAUGCUCGGUCAGAUCCCCUCACUCUUUGGUGUGACCGUCGGCACUGGCACCGCAAACAUCAUCCGCGAUCUCUUCCGCCAGAUCCCUGACUUCGACGGUCCUACAACUGGCAUUGGUCUCGGUGGUAUCGUGAUCCUCGUCCUCAUGCAAAAGAUGGGGCAACGCUGGGGCAAGAAGAACAAAGCAAUCUGGCUCCUCGCCCUCGGUCGCAGUGCCGUCGUCCUAAUCCUUUUCACCGGCAUCUCCUACGCCGUCAACAAAAACCGCGUCAAGGACCCCAUCUGGGCGCUCUCAAAAGUCCAAUCCAACGGCAUCCUACCGCCAAAAAUCCCUUCCUCCCCACUAAUCUCCAAGGUCUUCCCUCGCUCCAUCGCCCCUUUCAUCGCCGCCGCCAUCGAACACCUCGCCAUCGCCAAAGCCUUCGGCAGAAAGAAUAAUUACACUAUCGAUCCCGCACAAGAACUGGUCUACUUAGGCACAACCAACUUCUUCAACUCCUUCUUUUCCUCAAUGGCCGUCGGUGGCGCUAUGUCGCGCACCGCCGUGAAUUCCGACAGCGGCGUCAAAUCGCCCACAUACGGGCUCGUCGCCGGCGGCGUCGUUAUCCUGAGCAUAUACAAACUCAGCCCGGCCCUCUACUGGAUCCCCAAAGCCACACUCGCCGCCAUCAUUGUCACGGCAGUCUGGCACAUCCUCGUCCCGCUCCGAACAUUCUACCUGUACUGGAAAACCAGUCUCGUGGAUUUCAUCGCAUCCAUGCUCGCCUUCUGGCUCACAUUAUUCGUAAGCAGCGAAGUCGGCAUCGGCGCAGCCGUGGGCUGGGGAAUCGCAUAUCAUCUCGUCUUCCUCGCCUUCCACCGCGUGCGACGAGUCACUUCCCUCCCUCUCCCCCUUCCCACCUCCUCCUCCUCCUCCUCCCCACACAAAAACUCCAUCCCACCCGACACACAAAUCUUCGCCCUGCACCAACCCCUCCUCUUCCCCAACGCCUACCACGUCAAGUCCCAAAUCCUCGACGCCAUCACCACACACAACACAGGCGACCCCUCCACCCUCGCCACCGCGCGCGCCAAUCGCAACUGGAGCGUCGCCGGCGAGCGCCGCGCAGCCCGUCUGCGCAGCCGCGCUGGCAUCUCCGACGCCAACGAGCCCGUGCAGAUCCGCCUUGUCGUCCUGGAUCUCAGCGGCAUGCACAACAUCGACACGACGGGGCUCACCGCGCUGGCGGAUCUCGUGGCCGAUGUGAGCAAGUUUGGCGGGAAAGGCACGGCGGUGCGAUUUGUGGGGAUGAAUGAGAGGGUUAGGGCCAGAUUUGGGAGGUUUGGGUGGGGCGUGUAUGAUGCGGGGGCGGGGCGGGAUGAGAGGGGCGAGGGGAAGACGGGGGUGUAUGGGAGUGUCGGGGAGGCGGUGUUUCGGAGGGGGAGGGGCACGAGUGUUGAUGAGGGGGAGGAUGGGAUUGAGGCGAUGGAGGUUAUGGUUGUUGGGGGGGAUAAGGAGAAGGUUUAG